CGCUUUCAAACACCUUGUCCACCUUCUACGUAUUGCCAGUCGUAUCUUUUGACUUAUCCAGCAAGUCGCAGAAUGAUAGAAUGCCGCCACAGACGCCAAAGUAGAUCGCCUGGGCAGCAACAUAGCUGUAAUGAAUCCACUAUUAGCUUUAAAAGUCUUUGGUCUAAUAUUGGAAGAGGAUUCAGAUGCACCUUGUUUGGCAUGGAUCUUAUCUACCAAGCAACAUAUCGACCUGUGCCCAUAUCUGUGUUUUUCAUUCCCCAAGAUCACCACGACUUCUGUCGUCUGCCCAAGUGCUACGCUGCUUUGACCACCAUGCGGUCCUUGGUUUUGCCAAACGCUGAUCGCUGCUUUGUAUUACUUCUAUUGUCAGCUCACUCCAUCGCGUCCAUCAUGUCAUUAAAGUGGCUAAAACCGCUGCAGAAAGACGCCAAGCUGGAAAGUAGCCCACCUGCUGCGGUCAGCAUCAAUAUUACUGUCUCGAAGGUGAUAUGCAUGUGCCCUUUUGGUAUCGCUUCGAAUGGAUCUAGAGGAAGCUGUCAAAAGUCUCACAUUCUUCUUGACAUUUUCAAAUAUUUUAAACAUUCUUCCAUUCCCCUUUGCUCUCUCUCAGCGCCUUAUCAGACAUGAACUUUCUCACGAACUGUGUAUUUAUUGACGAGUCUGCUUUCGAUAUUAAUAUGAAACGGUCAAGAGCAUGGUCCACAAAAAAUACUAAUGCUAUUGUUACUUGGUGGCCUACUACCAGAGCAAACACAGCGUCUAGUUUGGACGCCAUCUCUGCCGCAGGUUUGGUUACACUCGGUGUAAAGAAACCAAGACCUACCAAGAAGAG
Messenger RNA from Zychaea mexicana, 835 nucleotides. RefSeq lists its product as uncharacterized. NCBI's taxonomy places the organism in Eukaryota, Fungi, Mucoromycota, Mucoromycetes, Mucorales, Lichtheimiaceae. The transcript has 3 exons. The record is from RefSeq and is a predicted model, not a curated record. Bases 73 to 630 code for a protein of 185 amino acids.